Molecule: messenger RNA, 309 nt
Organism: Plasmopara halstedii
Lineage: Eukaryota; Oomycota; Peronosporomycetes; Peronosporales; Peronosporaceae
Exons: 1
Coding region: 1-309 (102 amino acids)
Source: RefSeq, a predicted model, not a curated record
AUGAUUGUUCAUAAGGAGCGAUUGGUCGCUAACUACCAUAGGAGCGAAUAUCUGGAAGCCUGGGUGCCCUUGAAAGAAAAUGCAAACAGCGAAGAAACAACUUGUGGUUCACACAGCUGUACAAAAUAUGGAGACCCCAAGAGAGUAUCGGAGACUCUGACGCGUCAAAAAAAUUUGCGUGCUGGCAGAGGGUCGCGAAAUACUACGAUGGCUUUGCUUAUGGCUCGAGAGAGAAAAGAAAGCGGUCUGACAGAUGGCUCUAUGAUAAAAGUGUUUCCAGAUAUCGAUAAAUUUUACUUUUUAGUAUAA